CUGCCUUGCCCAUAACCGUGCGUUUUACCUGUGACUGCGAGGGAAGCCUGCCGGUCCAGCCGUUCACCUGCGAAAACGAUUACGCGAAGAAGCCCUUCGGUCUUGGAGUUGCGAACUGCGAAGUGCGGCAAGUGUCGUCCUGGCGCUGUUCGACCGGCGUCAACUUGCGCCUCUUCCCGCCGAUAGUCCAGUCUCGCCCCUCGCACUCCAGCCUGCAGUGUCCACUCCCUCCAGAUCCAGGAGUUUAGCUCUACAGUAGAGAUGUUGUUUCAAAUUGGGAUAAGAGCAAAGAGGCAGACAUGGGCUCUUUAAGCAUCUGUAUACUCAUUAAUGGUAAUUCGUCUAACAAGUGUACAGAAAGUUAAAAAAGGUGUGCAGCAAGCAGCUGUCACCCGGGAAAGAUCUGGAAUCAGGUGACGCGAGUUCCCAUCAGAAUCAUAUCUAUUGUUGACCUCUGUCGUUCGUCUCCGCCCUUCCACAGUGAAAAGCCUCCAAAAACUGAAAUAACGGCUAACACGACCGGAGACCGUGCCUAUCCAUGUCUCAUCCACAUGCAUACCUGCCGUCUCAGUCAUUGACCGUGUAACCUGUCUUUGAUUUAUUGGGUAUUUAUUGUCUUUUUAACAGAGUUGUCUUACAAUUGAAGCACUUUAGUUGAGUUGUGUAGGAAGGGAAGCCGAUUUUUAAAGAAAGGUUCUGAAUCAUGCUUCAGAUUAAGCUCAGAAAACCAUCCGGUGAGGGUGGCGGUUCAACAAAGCAGCUACCUUCUGACAGCAUUACUGUUGCAUGUCCUGAUCACCUUGUCUUAGCAGAUCUUCCAGUUGCUAAGAGCCUUGGUUUGGCAAGUGGCACUGCUAUUUUAAAACCUGUUGGUCGGAAAUCCCGUCGUCAGCUUGGAGAGCGAGUUCAUUUUUGUGUUCGUUGUGAUUUUCCUAUUGCCAUCUAUGGGCGUCUGAGCCCUUGCGAACAUGCAUUCUGUUUAGAUUGUGCACGAAGUGAUUCCCUCUGCUACCUAUGCGAUGAACGCAUUCAGAAGAUUCAGACAAUUAAGUUGAUGGAGGGAAUUUUCAUCUGUGCGGCUCCUCACUGUCUUAAGUCCUUCCUGAAGAGAAAUGAAUUUGAGUCUCAUAUUCAUGGAAACCAUGCCGACCUUCUUCACUCAAGUGCAGGAAAAAAUACUAAUGCGUCAGACACUAGCAAUGCUAGAAAACCUGCAGCAUCAGAAUCCACUGUACAAGCACCUCUCAGGUCUGCAUUCUCUCCCAGUCCGGGCUCCCAGGCUUAUGAUCGCGAAGACAAAGGUCAGCAUAUGUCAUCAAAACCACCUUCUACUGGAAAAAUGCAGAACCAUCAAACAGAUCAGCCGGCUGAUAGUAAUCCUCCUCCAGGUUUUGAGAGGUCUGGUUCUCAGAAUCAAUUUUCUCAGCAGAAUUUUGACUCACGGGGUGGGAUGAGACAAGAACCUGGCCCAUAUCAAGACAAGCAACAAGGAGCUGUUGGGGGGUCUCCUUUUUCAGAAUAUUCUAUCAACAAUGCUGCUCCUCAACCUCAUAAUUUCAUGCAUGUUAAUCCAAAUCCAGUUAUGCCCCCUCAAUUCGGAUAUCCUCAUUUUACACCUGAACCAUUUUAUAGUAUUCCAUAUGAUAUGAGAAGGCCAGACUCGACUGCAGAUGUUGGCUCAGAACAAGGAUCAUUACUGGGUUUCCCCCCAGGUCAUGCUCGGCCAUGGAGCAUGUCGCGGGCUGCUGGCCCUUUUGAUUCUCCAGCAGCUCAUGGAUUCAUGGAUGGUUUUCUUAAUGCGCCCGAACAAGGAAGAAGUGCUUUCUUUCAAGGAAGUUCUGCAGCUUUGCCUCCAAAUGGUCCUCCUGCCUCCCCUUCAUCUAAUAAAGGAUUAGAGACUGGACAUGGUGGAUAUUCUAUGGAUUCACGUGAAGCGAAGAUUAAUUUGACACAAACUAUGCCUCUCCCGCCACCUCCUCCUUUGCCUCCCCAUAUGCACCAGCUUAAAAGAGGUAGAUCAUAUUCAGGGGAUGCUGAGUCAUGAUUCCAGGCAGGACUUCAGCUGACAACAAAACAUCCUGAUUGGUCUAUCUGUUUUAAUGUAUUUCUUCUUUCAGUACCUGUUUAUGUUUUUCUGGCUGAUAGUGUUGUAUUUGAAACUAACGAGUCUAAUUAGUGAUAUAUGUUGCAGAGUUCUGUCAUGUUCUCAAUUAUUUAGUCACUUAUAUUGGUAUAAAAAGUUCUUCAUAUAUUACCCUUUUAGUCAUUUACCAUCCCAAAAAGCUUUUCAUAUUGAAUAAUUC
Messenger RNA from Cuscuta epithymum, 2303 nucleotides. Lineage: Eukaryota; Viridiplantae; Streptophyta; Magnoliopsida; Solanales; Convolvulaceae. The record is from the annotation of a GenBank genome assembly.